UGUUGGCAGUUCUGUAGGAUGGUCCAGCUCGUCCAGCUGUACUCGGUGCUUAACUGUGUAAGUGUGCGUGUGAUUGAUAUUUUGGAGUAAUUUAUUUUCGAUAUUUAAGAGACAUUAUUUUACAUUAAGGAUAAGGCAUAAUAGGAUAGAAUGGAUUAUAAGGACGAACAGAACAACGAAAUCGAAGCUUUAGAGUCAAUAUAUUGUGGAGAAAUGAAAAUUCUAGGCAGUACUCCGCAUCAUAAGUUUAUAAUUCCCAUAAAAUCAGAAGAAUAUGAACCCGACACGCAAAAUGGACUGACUUGCAAGUUGAAGUUUAGUUACACGGCAAAAUAUCCAGAGGAGGUACCAGAGGUGGAGAUAUGUGAGUUGGAAAAUUUUGAAGAGGAGGAUGAAGCAUUUCUGAAGGAUCAUAUAAUUCAACAAGCUGAAGAAAACUUAGGAACAGUCAUGAUUUUUACAUUAGUGUCUUCAGCACAAGAAUGGCUUAACACAAAGUGGGAUGAAACACGUAAAAGAAGAGAGGAGUAUGCAAUACUGAAGGAGAGAGAAGCAGAGGAAGCAGAAAUGAAAAGAUUCGAAGGAACAAGAGUUACAGUCGAAUCAUUUCUAGCGUGGAAGGCGAAGUUUGAUAUAGAAUUUGGAGCAAAGAAAAUGCAAGAAAGAGAUAAGGAAACAAGAAAGUUAACAGGAAGAGAGUUAUUCCUGACGGAUAAAACCCUUAAUGAAUCUGAUCUCAAGUUUCUUGAAGAUGGUGGAGAUUCUAUUAAAGUUGAUGAAUCUCUUUUCCAAGAUUUAGAAGAACUAGAUCUUGAUGCUGAAGAUGCACUUGAUGAUGAUAGUUCUUAGCUGGUUGUUAAUGUAUUUAAGCCCUUUAUUUGUGUGAUAGCAUGGAUGAUUGAAUGGAGAGACCAGUGUGUGUGUGUGUGUGUGUGUACAUGACAUUACCAAGUAAAUAUACAAUUUUUUUUAUGUACAUAUAAAGCUGUAUGGUAGCUUGAGUCGUGUUUUAUUUCAACUGGCUCAGGUCAGCAUUGGUGCAGAACCGUGCACUAUAUAUUGCAUCAACACAUUUGUGCCUUUAAUCUCCUCAAGAGUUACACUUGCCACAUUCAUCUUUGUGUAUUUCAAAUACUUUCAUCACAUCUUACUCAUUACAUUUUGUUUAAACAACAAUAGUGUGAAAAGUCAUAGUUCAUAUGCUACAUGGACACACAUGUUCUGGAAAUUAAGAGAACACUAGUAAGUGUCAGGGCUGUGAGCUGAUAAAUAAUUUUAUGAACCAUUUUAUCAUUUAUUGUUAUUGGUCGUAUCUUGUGCUAUUGCAGUGGAAUGUGCAUGCUCUUCAGCUGGGCGAGCAUUGCAUUACUUUUUAAGCCCUAAUAUUGUUACCCCCCCCCCCAGCUAAAAUCUGGCUGCCAGUCUCAUACUACUGGGGAUUUUGAAUUGUUGUUCUUGGAUGAUUAAGAAAAAUUGAUUGGUUAUUGUUUAAUUAAUCAGAAACACUUUUUUACAUGGCAUACCAAAUAAUGUAUCAGUAAAUACAUAUUGUUCAUGUACUAUGAGACCUGGAUUGUUGGUUAAGGGUGCAUUUUAACCUUUCAGUAUCAUACAGGAUAGAAAGUGCUGGAUGAAAAUGCUGAAAAUUAAGCCACUGGCAGAGUAUUUUAUUUUGCAAGUCAAAAUAUCCUUAUUUAACUGAUUAAAUUAUAUGGAACUAAAUCUCUCUCUCAU
Molecule: messenger RNA, 1734 nt
Organism: Cryptotermes secundus
Lineage: Eukaryota; Metazoa; Arthropoda; Insecta; Blattodea; Kalotermitidae
Product: RWD domain-containing protein 1
Exons: 5
Coding region: 151-849 (232 amino acids)
Biological process (GO): cytoplasmic translation
Molecular function (GO): protein binding
Source: RefSeq, a predicted model, not a curated record